Messenger RNA from Batrachochytrium dendrobatidis JAM81, 447 nucleotides. RefSeq lists its product as uncharacterized. NCBI's taxonomy places the organism in Eukaryota, Fungi, Chytridiomycota, Chytridiomycetes, Rhizophydiales. Gene Ontology annotation, biological process: DNA replication-dependent chromatin assembly. The annotation marks the transcript as partial. Gene Ontology annotation, cellular component: nucleus; chromatin. Gene Ontology annotation, molecular function: histone binding. The transcript has 5 exons. The record is from RefSeq and is a predicted model, not a curated record.
GUCUUAAAUGACCCAGCACCUUUUUUGGCACCGCUCCAGUUUGAGAUUACAUUCGAGGUUGUUUCCGAAGUCAAAGAAGAUCUGGAAUUCAAAGUUAUUUAUGUGGGCAGUGCACAGACACAAGAGUUUGAUCAAAUUCUAGAAUCCGUCAUGGUUGGACCUGUGCCUGUCGGUGUAAGCAAGUUUGUACUCGAGGCACCAGCGCCUAACCCUGACAAGAUCCCUAGAACUGAUGCAUUGGGUGUUACUGUCUUAUUUCUCAGCGUUCUUUAUAUGGGCCGAGAGUUUGUGCGAGUAGGUUACUAUGUCAAUAACUCUGUUAUGGACGAGUCAUUGGUAGAGCUAUACGAUCCAGAAAACCCUCCAACAACAAUUGAUUUCAAUGUCCUCAAACGUAGUAUUUUAGCAGAAAAACCAAAGGUUACACGAUUCCAGAUCAAAUGGUAA